AUGAAACGCUUCCAGAUUCGCUUUUUUUAUCAUAAGUAUGGCGUGCACAGCUCAUCUCUCGCGCUCUAUGUGGUCCAAAUGAAGCGACACGGGAAUCAGACCAAUAUAUUAUGGUGGUCCUAUGGGAAGGGAAACAAGAUCUGGGAAAGCGUAGUCAUCGCUCUACCUGACAUUAGAUAUAGAUAUUUCUUGCAGUUUGAAGCGAGCAGGGGCUAUUCUUCGAAGAACGACAUAGCGAUUGAUGAUGUUUCUUUAAGCCGAGAAUGUUUCGGCAUUGGAGUUCCAUCAGAAAUCGUAGGUGAUUUCAAUUAUUACAACCCCAAUAUAGAGCUCGAGACGGUGCCGCCGCAGCAUCCAGAUUUUGCGAACGAGACAUUUAUCCGAAUUACAACCUGCGGCGCUACUGGCAGAACAGGUCCGACUGCUGAGCAGUGCGCUGAAGAAUACAAUGGAACCGACGUGGAACUGAUCAUACCAUCGCCGAUAUCGGAGCAGGAGGUCACGCCGGCCCAUAAUCUGAGCGGUAUGCAACGGUGGACAGCGCCUCGCGGCGAAUACUAUACUCUGAUCGUGGUCGGGGCACGUGGUGGAAUGGGCUCCGGCGGCAUGGGCACUACUUUCGGUGCUCUUGUUCGUGGUGUAAUCGAGCUACAGAAGGGUGACCAAUUGUACUUCAUAGUGGGUCAAGAAGGAAUGAAUGCGUGUGCUAAGAGUCUCGGCAUGAGGGAGACCUGUCGGUCGUCGGAUGAAUCUCACGGCUCAUCUGUGUCAUCUAGUACUUCGGCGAAAGUGCGAGAAGUGAAGAAAGUCGUGUUUAAAUAUGGUGGUGGUGGCGGUGGUGGUGCGACUGCCGUCUUCAUGUUAAAGGCAAAUGGCGAAUUGGAACCUAUCAUGAUCGCUGGUGGCGGUGGUGGUUUGGGAUCUGGUCAGUUUAAGGAUGACGGAUUGCAGCAUGGACGCGGUCCCAUUUCUGGAGAAAGAUUCCUACCUUUUUCGCAUGAGAUUGUCGAAGGCACAGGCGGACCCGGAGCAAGCUGGAACGGUCAGUGGACCAACGAUUCGGAUCAUCAAAGUGCUGCGGGGACGUCAUUGGUUCAUGGUGGCUUGGGAGGACUCGGUUGUGAGCCGGGGGAGCAAGGACACAGUAACGGGGGUUUCGGCGGAGGUGGCGGCGGUUGUCAGACCGGUGGUGGCGGUGGUGGUUAUAUUGGUGGUAGCACUGGUCGCAGGCCAUCCGGUAACGGCGAAGGUGGUUAUUCGUAUAUCAGCCAGAGACUUACGGAUAUUUACUUCAAGGCAGCGGCUCACUAUGGCCCGGGCGAGAUUUUCAUUAUUCCCGCGAUUAGUGGUUGCGGCUGCGACUAUCGUUGCGUCGUUCUCGACCAAUAUUUAAGUGAAACCAAAUGUCUCUGUCCUCAAGGCUGGUUACUCAGCAACGAUUCUAAGUCAUGCAUCGUUACUGACGAAUCGAAGGGUAUACAUUCGACGUACAUGAUCCCGCUAAUCGUCGUGAGCAGCCUGCUAGUCAUCGUUGGAAUCGGCCUUAUACUUUAUCUUUCGAUAAAUAAACGGUUCCAAUGUAAAAAAGCGCUUCUGCAUCGCCGUCAACUCGGCAACGGUACAGAGUUAACUUCAUUGCGCGCGAUGUCAGGCAAUUUGAUAACUGAAUUCAACCCCAACUACGAGUUUGCCGGUAAUCCCUACAGCUUGAAGGACUUGCCACGGAUAGCCCGCGAUUGUAUUUCCUUAACGAGGCCUCUCGGUCAAGGCGCUUUCGGCGAAGUUCACGAAGGCCGAUACAAAUACAGACGUGGACAGCACCCGGUUGCGGUGAAAACGUUGCUGACAUUAUCCACGCCGCAGGCAGAAGCCGAUUUCAUGAUGGAAGCGUGUAUAAUGAACAAAUUUAAUCAUACUAAUAUAGUGCACUUCAUUGGAGUCUGCUUCGAUAAACAUCCAAAGUACAUCGUUCUCGAGUUAUUAGCCGGAGGUGACCUGAAGAAUUUCUUACGUGAGGAAAGGCCUCGACGAGAUCGAUCUACAACAUUGACGAUGCGCGACCUCGUUAUGUGUAGUAACGACAUUGCGAAUGGUUGUCAAUAUUUGGAAGAGACGCGUUUUAUACAUCGCGACAUCGCCGCUAGGAACUGCCUAUUAACCACAAAAGGUCCGGGGCGCAUCGUUAAAAUCGCAGAUUUUGGAAUGGCAAGAGACAUCUAUCGGGGCGAUUAUUACAGAAAAGAAGCUGGGACGGUGCUACCUAUAAAGUGGAUGUCGCCUGAAAGCCUUUUUGAUGGCAUAUACACCACAAAGAGUGACGUCUGGUCCUUCGGCGUCCUGUUAUGGGAAAUUAUGUCGUUCGGAUACACACCCUACAUAGGAUGUGGGAAUCAUGAUGUGAUAUCAAUGGUGAAGGCAGGUGGUCGUCUAGAAAAACCCGUUGGUUGCCCGGAUCCGAUUUAUGGUAUUAUGAUGAAAUGUUGGCAUCCACAACCCGAUCGCAGACCAAGUUUCUCUAAUAUUGUCGAGAGGAUCGGUUACUGUUUGCAGGACCCUGAUGUGAUUUGUGAGCCCACGCCUAAAUAUGACGUACUCCCUACUGACGAAGGAGAAAUUACUAUGUGGCCAGAUCCGGAAGCGGAGAGUAUCAACGUACAGUCUGAUCUGGACGGAUGUGGUUACGUGCGACCAAGGGUCAUCGACUCGCGAUCUGUGGCACAUCACGUGAAUCAGGCUGUAAGUGGUACUACUUACGACGCGAAGACUGAGAAAUCAAACAAAGGCGGUUGUUCACCGCGACUAUCCACAACAGUUCAUGGCUGUGAGACAUCGCGCUGUAAAGCUUUCGCGAGAUCGACGGAGUGCCGGCAAGGAAAGUUUGGUUGCAAUGUAUAUGAUUCCAUUAAGAAUACUUCCGAGCGCACUUACAGCGGUGACAAUCACGAAGAUCGCGAAAACGAGAUUAUCGGAGAUAAGGGUAGACAUCGAACAGAUCUGCCGAAACGUUCAGAUCUGAAGACAAUACAUCAGUGUGACAACAUCGAAGAGCGUGACAACCGAAUAAAUGAAGAGAACGGCAACAACCGUCCAGAGGAAGAGGAGUGUCACCUGACUGUCAACACCGAUAGUGCGAUAACAGAUCGCAGGAAUGGCAAUGAGAGUACAACGACAACUGACACCAAUUCCGACUCCCUGAUUGUGCAAUCUUCCGACACUCCACCUAACACGACAACGAACUCAUCGCCCAACACGCGCACCUGUUCGCCGAGUCGCAUCAUCGGCCUUAACUAUGCGAACGUCAAUAACGCGAACGACGUAGCGAAGAAGAGCACGCUGAAAGCGACUCUUAGUCUGGACCCAAGCGCUCUCUACAAAGGUGCUAUUCCCUAUGAGAAGAUCACCAGGCAUACGCAACGCUCGAGCACACCGGGCAGUAUGGAGCUAAGGAAGGAUUCCCUGAGUCACGAGUUACCAAGAGAGGAGGAGUGUUCCUGCUGAGAUUUAUCCGAGGGGGGUUGACGAGGCUCCCCGAAGACCGCAGUUGCGGCUGCGCUCAGCUGCAAUGGCGCUCGCCGAACGCAGCUGCAACGAUCGGCAACGACGACUGCGGUUACGACGGACACGCAACUCGUGGAACUCUCCUCGUCGCCGUGGGCCUACAACAACGAAUACUCGCGCCGUUUCUAUUCUGAGGAGACCCUAUUGUAAAUAUGAAUCGGAAAUACCCCCCACGUAAUGAGCUUUCACUUGUGAUUAGGACGAGUCGAGUCGCAACACGAACUGAGACUGACUCUUCGCGUGAAAAAGAGGAAGAGUGAUUUUUUUGCGCGAGUUAACAGAUCGAGAGAGAUUGUUGUUGUUGAGCUAAUGUAAGUACGACCGAUCAUGUACAUAUAGAGGUAACAAGAGAUACUAAAAUACGUAACACUUGUAUUCAAACGCGUUACAUCGAGAUGAUUUCAUCGAGCUUAUUUCGUAAGCUUCCUAAUUUCGUGAUUAUGAUCGAGCGGUAAUUAUUGCAAAAUAAUGGCGAAAUGGUAAACUUCGGAUAACAUCUACUCAGGGCAUAUAACCUUGAUAGUUGAAACGAUGUGUGAGGCUUGUUGUAUGAAUAUAUGUGACUGGUUUUAAUUAACUUGAAAGUGAUAAAGUUCGCGAUGUAUAUAUGUAUUCAACGUGUAAAACACUAACCCACGCACGAGUAGUUUUGUCUUUGAAAUAAGGUAUUACUGAUCUGAGAAAUAAUUCCAAGUAAACACUUACUAAUGGUAACACACCAAUGAUAUACUUUUUCACUUAACAAUGUAACUGUUAUGUAUAGCAUGAGUUAUAUUACAUUUAUAUUGCUGAAUGGGAAAUUAUAACAUUUAUACACUGUUAGUUGAUGUUUACUAGGUUGUGUCGUCUAACUAAUCGGCAAUCGUUGAUGAGUAAUCUAUCCGGAUCAACUCGGACCCGAAAAAUAUGUCAUGACUGUUGAGUAAAAUAUUAUACUUAAGUAAUACUUGAUGUAAAAGUCUCCGUAGGCUGAUCGUCUACCUCGUGACUUGUCUCUAUCUGGAGAAUCGAUGAUGUGAAAUUGAUCUUCUCAUUAUAUACUAUUGCCAUUACAAAACGGACGAGCGAGUGAGUAUUUCGUAAGAAGUUUGGAUGAAUCAAGAGUGGUGAACAUAAAAAGAGCACGAGUCCUUUUUUAUUUUUCUUACAACGACGACGUACUUUACGUGCGCGUAGCGUAUGAAAGUCAACUACACACUAUGUAUCUGUACGUGAAACGUAAUAAAGGCGUAUUUGUGGAAAGAAA
Odontomachus brunneus is the source of this 4804-nucleotide messenger RNA. RefSeq names its product leukocyte tyrosine kinase receptor-like. Bases 1 to 3498 code for a protein of 1165 amino acids. The record is from RefSeq and is a predicted model, not a curated record. The transcript is spliced from 18 exons. Gene Ontology annotation, biological process: positive regulation of kinase activity; regulation of neuron differentiation; multicellular organism development. Lineage: Eukaryota; Metazoa; Arthropoda; Insecta; Hymenoptera; Formicidae. Gene Ontology annotation, molecular function: ATP binding; transmembrane receptor protein tyrosine kinase activity. Gene Ontology annotation, cellular component: membrane; signaling receptor complex.